Pseudonaja textilis is the source of this 2764-nucleotide messenger RNA. RefSeq names its product RUN domain containing 3B (gene RUNDC3B). NCBI's taxonomy places the organism in Eukaryota, Metazoa, Chordata, Lepidosauria, Squamata, Elapidae. The record is from RefSeq and is a predicted model, not a curated record.
UGAGGGGGUGGCUGAGCGACGGCCGCGGAACUCCCGUGACUCGCUGCGUAAAAAGAAAGUUAUCCAUCUCCUCGCGAAGUGGCAUCUGGGGCUGAAAAGAAGCGGUGGCGGCCGAGUAAGCCCCUUCCCGCCCUCCCUCUCCUCUGGAACAAAGGCGCUGACAAGUCUGCUUUGCCCUCGCCGGAGAGAUGGCGUCGUUCAACUUCGGGGGUCUCAACGCUGCUUCUCGCAGGAAGAGCAUUUAUGCCCGCAACGCAGCCGUUGAGAGACGGAAUCUCAUUACCGUCUGCAGGUUUUCUAUCAAGACACUGAUUGAUCGUUCAUGCUUCGAAACUAUUGAUGAUUCUUAUCCUGAAUUCAAUAAUUUUGCAGCUAUUUUGGAACAAAUUCUAAGCCAUCGGCUCAAAGGUCAAAUCACUUGGUUUGGGUAUGAAAGCCCUCGUACUUUCUGGGAUUAUAUUAAGGUGGCUUGUCGCAAGGUUUCAUAUAACUGCAUCUGUAGCAUUGAGAAUAUGGAAAAUGUUGCCUCUUCAAGAGCUAGGGGAAGAGCUUGGAUUAGAGUAGCACUUAUGGAAAAACAUUUGUCUGAAUAUAUUUCGGCAGCUUUGAGAGACUUCAAAACAACCAGAAGAUUCUAUGAAGAUGGAGCAAUUGUAUUGGGAGAAGAAGCAAAUAUGCUAGCUGGCAUGCUGCUUGGACUCAAUGCUAUUGAUUUCAGUUUCUGCCUUAAAGGUGAAGCUUUGGAUGGCAACUAUCCAGCUGUGAUAGAUUAUACACCAUAUCUGAAAUUCACCCAAAGUUCUGACAGCAUCAGUAGUGAUGAGGAAGAGCUAAGAACACUGGGCAGUAGUGGUAGUGAAAGCAGUACUCCAGAAAACAUUGGUCCUCCUUUCAGCAUGGAUGAGAAUAGCUGGUACAACAAAUGCAAACGGGUUGAACAGAAAUACCUCCUCACUCUGGAACAAAAGGGUUAUCUAGAAGAGCUAGUACGCCUCAGAGACACUCAGCUGGCUGAAUCCAUCUCUCAGAAGAAGGCAUUGCAGCAGAAGAUAGAAUCUAUGAAUCUGGCUCAUAAAAUGGAAAAGGAACAACUUGAGUACAUUGUUGUGGAACUGCAGGAUCAGUUAACUGUGCUAAAGAAUAAUGAUUUAAGAUCAAGACAAGAAUUAACUACCCAUCUCACCAAUCAGUGGCCUUCCCCAGGAGCUCUGGAUGUUAAUGCUGUUGCCUUGGAUACGCUGCUUUAUGGAAAGCAAAAUAAGCAAUGGGAUGAAAAGAGUUAUCACAGCCUGGAUCAGCUCUCUGCUGAUGUAAGCUUUUCUCAGACAUCCCUGGAUCCAGGUAAUCCACCAGAUGCAGAUGAGAAGCAAGAUGGACUUAAUUUACUUAGUGAAGGGAAAGAAGACACUCCUUCCUUACUUGGCCUUUGUGGUUCUUUGACAUCAGUUGCAAGUUACAAAUCUCUCACCAGCUUGAAAUCGAGUGAAUAUCUUGCAAGUCCUACAACAGAGAUUACAAGUCCUGGACUAACACCUUCUUGAACAAGUCUAAACAAAAAGAAACUUCUGUGUCUGCAUUCAAUUGGCAUUCCUUAAUUUAUUAUUAAGACUUAUAAAAUGUCAACUAGCUUUUUAAAAAAAUGCUUUCUUUUUUGUUUCCAUAAACCUAAAAAACUGUUUAAUAACUGUCUUUGAAAACAAAGAUACAUAUCAACUCCAUAACAAUAUUCAUGUUUUCAGCAAACAACUAACAAUUAAGACUAAACUCCAGUAUAAAGGAAAAAUAUUCUUAACCACUAGAUUCAAUCUGCAAAGAAAAUAUUUACAAUUAUAGUGGUUCAUUCUAAAACCUCUACGAAAAUGUUACAUUAAAUUUUCAUAUAAAUGUUUUAAAUAUUUUGCAAUUUUUUGAUUCAAAUCUAUUUUUUGCUAUUUAUUCUGUAAUAAAAUUUUAAAAUGAGGGCCAAAUAACUAUGGUAACAGUAAACUUUAUUUAAUUUUUGAAGCUUUGCGAUUUAAACUUUGAAGUGCAAUUCUAUUGAGUAAGAGUUUAUUUUCCAGCAUUACUGGCAAUGGUUGAGUAUAUUAAUACAAUCUUGUGUAAAACAUUCAUACUUACAGGGACCUCUAAUUUUGAGGAGUAUGAGGAAAUGCUUUAUUGUGCCAAAGAAGUUCUGUACAUUGUUUACUAGUGUGCUGCAACAUGUGGGUAUCUACAAGUGCAGAAAUUUAAUUGUCAGUGUGACUACUAAUAAUUUAAAUAAAUGAUGUGCCUCCAGUAAGACUUGCUUUGAGAAACAAAUGAGAUAGGGAAGCACAUGAUUAUUCAAAAUCUUGUAUUGGUAAGUUUACUGUGUUAACGUAUAUGGUGAGCUAAACUUUUAAAUGAAAUAGCUCCUGCUUUGUCAAAUGACAUAUACUAGCUACCUGAUAAUUUAAUGCAUGUUAUCUCUUGUGAAAUUAAUAUCGUUUAAAAACAUAAUGAGAAAUACAACGUAGACUAACACUAACAAGCUUGUAUGUGAAAUCCAGUAUGGUUCAGUAAGUUGUUGAUUUAGAAGAGUUACGUUUUUUAUAAUAGCUGAUGACUGAUUGGAAUAGUUGCGAUGAAAAAUUUUAAUGUAUGUAUGAAAAAAACAAUUGAAUCGAUGCUUGUGCAUGAAGAGACUGCCUUGAAUUUGAAAACUUGCCAAGCUUUCAGAAUGAAAAUUUAUGCAAAUGUGUUGAGUUGUUGUAUCAACAUUGCAGAUACAUUAAACAUUUUG